Molecule: messenger RNA, 470 nt
Organism: Rubroshorea leprosula
Lineage: Eukaryota; Viridiplantae; Streptophyta; Magnoliopsida; Malvales; Dipterocarpaceae
Source: the annotation of a GenBank genome assembly
AAGAAGAACAUAUAUUCGUUGAUAAUCAAUUUAAAACUAGGCGUCAUAUGACUGCUGGGGAUGGUAGAAUUGGUUCUCAUAUAAAACUAGUGGUUAAAAUUCGUUUGGAUCAAAAUACCCUUCCUAACAACUGCACCUGGGAUCAUCCAAAAAAGAGAAGUGCACUUGAGCCUUUAACUCGUUUAACAAAUGACUCAAGUUUGAUUCAAAGAGCUUGUGAGAAUAGAGAGCUACUCUAUUCACUAACAGCUAGCACAGCUAGGCCUAUUUGCAGCAUUUCAAAUUUUCAAGCCAAGGGCAAUCUCGGUCUUGGUCUAGAAUUUGGCCGGUCUUUUGGUCCUGAAUUUGACAAAGCCAAUCUUGAGUGGUCCUAAUUAUAACCUGCCUAGUGGCCAUGUGUAAUUAACAAUUAAUUUUAAGUAUAUCUUUACAUACAUCCCAUAAAAGAAAAGUAAAAUUGAUAAUUAAAA